AAAUUAUUUUUAAUAACAUCUUUUUAGCGCAGUAGUGUUAUGUGGGUUUAUCAUAUUGACUGGCGUGAAAUUUUGUAAAAAUUAUUUUUGUGCCAAUGUCAGCAACGACAAAAACUAUCGAGAAUCCAGAAGUUCCCGGGCUUGAAUGUUUGUUACCACCACCGCCGCCUCCGCCACCACCCCCAACUGUAGUAUCGCCCGAAGCGAGUCCGGUGGCAUCGCAAAUCCAGCCACACCAAUCACCCCAACAACCAGCACCAGAAAAUGCAGCAACUACGUGCACCGGGCUGGCACCUAGUCAAUUUCCAGCUACCGCAACUUCUCCUUAUUUCAUUCAGUCUAGUAUACAAACUCAAAAUUCUACCCCGUGGUGGGUACCCACUGAGGCAGAUUCAUCAGAACUCUACGACUCUCAGUAUGCCCAGUGGUACGAGGCAACUUACAAGGUUUCACCACCACCUAACAUAUCCAGCAAGGCCAAAGCCAAGUACUACAAACGAAAGAGUGAAUUUAUCGACCCGGCACAAGAUGCAGAAAAAGUCGCCAGUGCUCAGAGAGAAUUGUCCGCUCUAAUGAAACCGUUAAAAUGUGACUUAUGCAAUGCAGUUAUGAAUUCCACCCUUCAAGCGAAAUUACACUACGAUGGUAAACCCCAUCAGAAAAAAGUGUCCAUGUUCUUGAAUCAGAGCGUGAAAAAGUUGAAAACCGAAGAUAGCGGUCAAGUUUCGAGUACGACCGAAGCCGACUGGAAUACGUAUUGCGAGAUCUGUAAGACUUGGUUCACUUCGCAAACAGAUGCGACCCAGCAUUAUGCGGGGAAGAAACACCUGAGAGCGGCGAAUGGAGGUCCGCGUGUUAGACCAUCGAAGAAACAUCAAACUCAGAAUCAGUACAGCCAAGUUGACUCGACCGGACGGUUCGGAAUAGGAACGGCUUUCCAAUCCGAUCCACCGCCAGUUGUAGUUGCACCAAUAUCAGAAGCUGCUGCAGUUGUGCCUGUUGCACCUCCAGUACCCAUUGUACCUAUACCUGCACCUGUACCAGUUGCAGCCCCCCUCUACACACCUCCGCCUUAUCCAACGCCACUGCGCUGCGAUCUAUGCGGCGUUUCUGCAAAUCGACAAGAUCAAUUGGAUACCCAUCGGCGAGGGGCGAGACACAUGAGAAUGCUUAGAAUGAAUGGACUCCCAGUGCCUGAACCUACACCUGAAACAGAAGCUGUACCUGCAACGGGUGGACCGAUAGAUUACUCGAUUUACCGAACCCCUUCGGGACAAUACUACUGUGCACCGUGCAAUUUGUCUGUAAAUUCGGAAAGCAGUUUUGCACAACACGUCGAGAGCAAGAAACACAAGAAUCAAUUGAACCCAAAAUCUCCCGCAACUGCUGCCACUGCUAAGAAAACACGGUUCAAGAAAAAGUAGUCCAUUUUAGCUUUAUUAUUCUGAAUCAAUGAAAUUAAAACGUAAUAAUGCACCUAGACCACACUCAAUUCUGAUUUUUGUGCCUCCCACUCACAGUCUCAAUAUUCCCGAAGCAGUUUUAUUAGAUGUACACUUCAUGGGUAUGUUUAGAAAUACAUAAUCACGUUCACUUGUGUGUUAAUUAUUUACACAGAUAACGUGCCAAGUGUUGAUCACAAUUGAAAUAUGAAAUUACGUAAUAGAUCAGCACUACAGCAUUUUUCGACUGUUUUGUGUUUAUACUUAUUUAUUUUUUUCAUAGAUCAUUUUCUCGCUAGUAUGUCAUCGUUACGCUGAAAAUUAUUUUCCCAUAAUCUAGUUUUUCCAAAUAAAUCGAAUCAAUGUAAUCAAAUUCGAAGCGGAAUAGCUUCGUAAAUUUAAUACGCUCAACUCUUUAGCUUCUAAAAAGUUUCAAGCAAUUUUGAUGACAGUAAAGUAAUCGUUAAGCAUUCUAAAUAAUAUCUGUCCCGUUCCGAGAGAAUUGUAGAUCAAUUAUCAUGCGCACAGUUCUGGUUCUCGGAAUCCGGAUAGAUCUAUCGAUAUAUCGAUCGGUUGUAUCAAUGGAAAUUCAAAUCUAACUGAGGUUCUCAUGCCGUUGACCGAAGAUUCUUACUAAUCUUCAGUCAAAGCUCAUGCUUCGUAAUUAUUUUCAAUUAUCAAAUUGUUUGUUGAUUCCAGCUAUACUAUCUAGUUUUCGUGCAUGUCCACAUUAGAAAACUAAUUAUUCAUCGCGAUCUUUCGGAAGUGCCAAGAAAGUAGGUCUCAUCUGUAUAGGUUUAGUAUUUCAUUUGAAUUAUCUAUUCAUUUUGAUUGUUGCGUAAAUCAUUUACACACGUUAUCAUCAAUUAGUUUUACAGUAUGAUCGGUGAUGUACUAUGUGUCCCAGCUUUUACACUACAAUAUGUCUGGUUUCCUACCGUCAGGCGCCAGACUUACGCCAUAGUGCCACCAUAGAUAUAUCUAUGGUGCCACGUGUAUUCGUGGACCACGAUAUCGUAAGCCUGGCGCCUGACGGUAGGAAAUCAGACAUAUUGUAGUGUAAACGCUGGUACACAUGGUAUAGUGAUGCAAGUUCCGAAGAAUGGCCUGAUAAAAUUUUUUGGCAAAGUGUUUUAUUUCGGUCAAGAGACAUUCACUUCUCAUCUGUAUGUUCAUUAGUCGUUUGUUCAUUUAUUUUGAAUACAUUUGCAACCAAUCAUAUUCAAUCAUGUUAUCUCAAAAUCUUCAAUGAUCGCAUAAAUUCUAAUUACUCGAUAUUCGAGCGAUACGUUGAAAAAAUAUGUGGUGCAAUAGUUUGUACAAAUUGUUAUAGCUAGCUAUGCUAAAUUAUUAACGAAAAUGACAAGUUUCGUAUCAGUUAUAAAACAAGUAUUGCGGAGGCUUGGGGAGGAAUAAUAAUUAUUUUCAGAGCUCUGCGAAAGACGAAGACGGUAUAAGCUUACUAGCAAUUUGCGUUACUCAAUCCUCUAUGCAUAGCCGUAAAACUCCUUCACAAAUUGUACAGUUUAAUGUGUUAAUUUAAGCCUAUGUAACAACAUUAAAUGAAAUUAAAGAUCUAUUAUAUUGUUCCUUGGAAAA
Athalia rosae (coleseed sawfly) is the source of this 3041-nucleotide messenger RNA. Its product is annotated as zinc finger protein 346-like. The coding region runs from base 96 to 1424 and encodes 442 amino acids. Lineage: Eukaryota; Metazoa; Arthropoda; Insecta; Hymenoptera; Athaliidae. The transcript has 8 exons. The record is from RefSeq and is a predicted model, not a curated record. Gene Ontology annotation, cellular component: nucleus. Gene Ontology annotation, molecular function: zinc ion binding; nucleic acid binding.